This is a messenger RNA of Gasterosteus aculeatus aculeatus (three-spined stickleback), 935 nucleotides long. The record is from RefSeq and is a predicted model, not a curated record. NCBI's taxonomy places the organism in Eukaryota, Metazoa, Chordata, Actinopteri, Perciformes, Gasterosteidae.
UUAUGUUUCAAUCAUUGCUCUCGUCUUCGCAGUGUAUUUUUACAGUGCUGAUCCAGUUUUUUCCCUGCCACUCGUCUCUGCUGCCAUGCUGUGCCCUGUGCUGCUCUGUGCCACUCUGCUCCUCCUGACACCUUUGGAGAUCACGGAGGCUCGCGCUCUGCACCCUGAUGCUGUGCAGUUCAUGGAACAAUUUCUAGAACGCUACAAUGACCUUUUGACCCUGGACGACCUGGAGAACCUGUUAAACGGCCCGCCGGAUGAGCAGUCCACCUUCUCCUCUGGGGUCAAAGCGGCUGAGUACCCGAAGCUGGCCGACGCGCAAACUCAGCCUGAGACCCCCUGGCUGCGCCUGCUGAAGGGGGCCGUGGCCAAUCAGAAGCGAGCAGGACCGGACCGGUCACGGCGGGGAUGGAACCGGGGAUGCUUUGGGCUGAAGCUGGAUCGGAUCGGGUCCGUGAGCGGACUGGGCUGUUAGUUGGGGAGAAAAUAAAGACUGCCAUUAGGAAAAACACACAUGCAAAGAUGUUCACGUGCACUGAUGGAUGUUUACGUGUGGUGUAAAGUUGCAGCAUUUGCUAAUGUGGUUUCGUCCAGCGUAGAUCAAAUGCAUGCUAUUGUGGCUGUAAUAACAGGGCAGCUGCAGUUCAUUCCAUGUGGAGGUAUUAAACCGACUAUUAGAACAUUGCUUGAGCUGCAUUUACAUCGACCAAUCAUCUUUGUUUGCUGUGCUUGUUUUUGAGUAAAUUGGCAUGUGUAUUUCUAGCAUUUGCGUUUGUGAAGUAAAUGUGAAUAGAAUAUUCUUAUGUCCACAAAUGAGGUGUGUGUGUAAGAUGUGUCAUGGACGUAGAUGUUAAAAUAUAAAAGCACUUGGGAUUCCUACUGGUUGCUAUUUUGUUUUUCUCAUGGUUUGCAUGAAUAAAUUGAUUUGACAUGUU